This is a messenger RNA of Lethenteron reissneri (Far Eastern brook lamprey), 3141 nucleotides long. RefSeq names its product adenosine deaminase RNA specific B1 (gene ADARB1). NCBI's taxonomy places the organism in Eukaryota, Metazoa, Chordata, Hyperoartia, Petromyzontiformes, Petromyzontidae. Gene Ontology annotation, molecular function: adenosine deaminase activity; double-stranded RNA binding; double-stranded RNA adenosine deaminase activity. The record is from RefSeq and is a predicted model, not a curated record. Gene Ontology annotation, cellular component: nucleolus; cytoplasm. Gene Ontology annotation, biological process: adenosine to inosine editing; RNA processing.
ACGGGCGCGAUGGCUUUACCCGCAGCAGCAGCAACAUCUGCAGCAGUAGCAGCAGCAGCAGCAAGACGCUGCCCGACGCCGAGCGUUCUCGGCCCCGCGCGGCGACGCAAAUGCAAGCGGCGCAGACGGCGGCGCUCCAAGUGCAAGAAAGGUAUAUUGGGCACAGCACAUCAACUCAACAUGUGCAGCCGUGUCUCUGAGCAGCUGGCCAUGUCUUCGAUUCCUACACACGCUUGUGAAAGGACCACAGCUGUUUGUCAAUUCAGAGCGCAACCAAAUGUGACUGGAGUGGAUGAGAAUGAAGAGAAUAUGAACUCUUGCAGCACCGACGUUAAAGAGAAUCGUCACAUCGGAAACAACAUGUCCAUCACGGAGCCCGCUCUCGGACUGUGCUCCAUAGCCAGCAUUCCCGCGAACAGGGGCUCUACGAAACGCAAAAGGCCCCUGGAGGAGGGCAGCAAUGGCUCUAUGUUCCCGCGUUUUCGGCCGAAAAAACGGAGGAGGGCGCCAGGGCCGGCUGUGCCAAAGAACGCCCUGAUGCAGCUCAACGAGGUGAAGCCGGGCAUUCAGUACAAGAUGGUGAACCAGGUGGGGCCCGUGCACGCGCCCGUCUUCAUCAUGGCCGUGGAGGUGAAUGGUCAGACCUUCGAGGGUUCGGGCUCCACAAAGAAGAAGGCAAAGCUGCAGGCGGCCGAGAAGGCCCUGCGCUCCUUCGUGCAGUUUCCAAACGCUUGCGAGGCCCACAUAGCCAUGGGCCAGAACACCGCAGCGAUCACCGACUUCACGUCCGACCUGGCCGACGUCCCGGGCAUGAACUUUAACAAGUUUGACCUACCUGGGGAGAGUGACUCUUUUUCUCAAGACUCCAGCGAGAGCGAGUCAUUUCUGUCUACAUUCGGACUCAACGGCUUCGAGGCGAAGGCAAGCAGGAGCGAGGCGUCGCUCAUUCCUGCCGUGCCUGGUCAGCAGCCAAGCAACCCACCUUACCCUCUUCUCUCGUGCGGAAAAAACCCGCUGAUGAUCCUCAAUGAAAUGCGACCUGGGCUCAGGUUUGACUUUGUCGCAGAAAUCGGCGAGAGCCAUGCCAGGAACUUUGUAAUGGCUGUGACGGUGGAUGGGCAGACAUUUCAGGGAUCUGGUCGCAAUAAGAAGCUGGCGAAGGCUCGAGCAGCGCAGGCUGUGCUUCAGGGCAUUUUUCAUCUGCAGCUGGAUGCCACCCCCGGUCGCCAGCCCAUCCCAAGUGAGGGCCUGCAGCUGCACCUGCCACAGGUGCUGGCAGACACGGUCGCAUCCCUUGUGCAGCAGAAGUUUUCAGAUCUCACCGACGGCUUCACGUCGCCGCACGCUCGACGGAAAGUGCUCGCUGGGAUCGUCCUGACGGCCGGGUUGGACGUUAAAGAUGCGCAGGUGAUAUCAGUGGCGACGGGAACCAAGUGCGUAAACGGCGAGUACAUGAGUGACCGUGGGCUGGCUCUCAACGACUGCCACGCGGAGAUCGUGGCCCGGCGUGCCCUGCUCCGCUACCUCUACACCCAAUUGGAGCUCCACUUCAGCAAGGAAGAGGAGAAGCAGACGUCCAUAUUUGUAGCAUUGGAGCAGGGAGGCUUCAAGCUGAAGGAAGACAUCCAGUUUCACCUCUACAUCAGCACAUCACCCUGCGGAGAUGCUCGCAUCUUUUCUCCCCAUGAAGCCAGCAUGGAUGGUGACAAGCACCCCAACAGAAAGGCCCGCGGGCAACUGCGUACAAAGAUCGAGUCGGGAGAGGGGACCAUCCCCGUGCGGGCGAGUGGCGCUGUGCAGACGUGGGAUGGUGUGCUACAAGGAGAGCGUCUUCUCACCAUGUCUUGCAGUGACAAAAUCGCCAGGUGGAAUGUGCUGGGCAUACAAGGCUCCCUGCUGAGCCACCUGAUGAAGCCCAUCUACCUAAACAGCAUUAUCCUGGGCAGCCUUUACCACGGCGAGCAUCUGUCGCGCGCUGCCUACCAGAGGAUCUCCGACAUUUGGGACCUUCCUUCACCAUACAAGCUCAACCGGCCCAUGCUCAGUGGCAUUAGCAACGCCGAGUCCCGUCUGGCUGGGAAGGCCCCAAGUUUCAGUGCAAACUGGAGCCACGGCGAUGGCAGUCUGGAGGUGAUCAAUGCCACCACGGGGAAGAAUGACCUGGGCCGUGCAUCGCGUCUCUCCAAGCAUGCCUUGUUUUCACGCUGGCUACGAGUCAACAGAAAGCUAAAUACUCGCAUUGACCUCAAGGGGAAGAGAAUGAAUGUUUACAGCGAAGCAAAGCUGGCAGCUGAGGGCUACCAAGAAGCCAAGCGUCAGCUCAACCGGGCCUUCCACAAGGCGAGCCUAGGAGCCUGGGUGAAGAAGCCCAUUGAGCAAGACCAGUUCUCACUCGCUGUGUGAUGGAGCUCUUGCGCCCACCUGCUUUCUACUCGACGUCUGUGAAAAAGAGCUUGAAAGCUCAUCGGAUUCCUCCAGUAUGAAUAUAAAGAUUCUUAUUCUGCUCGUGUGUUCGAUGUAAUUACUGUAAUUGCAUUUUUGGCACACUUAUGACUGUACACUUAUCUGUGUUAUAAACGCAUAUUACAGUGCCAUUAUUAAUAUAUAAUGGAAUCGCCAUUAUUAACAUAUAAUGGCAUCGCAUUACCAUUUAAAGAUAUGCAGUUUAGAAAAUGUAUGUACAUGCAAAUUGUGCAACACGCCAUGAUCAGAAUAGCAAGAGAGACAUUUUGCUCUGACAUGAGUCGUGUUGGGGGGGGGGAUGCCAAAAUAUGAAUAGUUCCCUAAAAGGUUUAAUUGUCUUGGUAAAAAAACAACAACUCAUGUUUCAAUAAUUGCAAAUAAACGUAAAAUAUUUGCAUAAAAAAGUAAUUUUAUUGAGCUAGCAUUGCUAUUGAUUUAAAUUAUUAAGACUUGCCUGUAUUUGUAGACUUUUACUUGCAUAUUUUGAAGACAUAAUAAUACUGGAGCAGUGUACGGUGAUACCCAAAGAAGACAUUGUGUGAUGCUUUGUAGCACGAAUGAAAUCACUCAAUGUUUUACUUAACCCACGUGUGCGCUUCUAUGACGCUUUCCUAGCCAAUGUCUCUCGUCUCCAUACGCCUGUUGUAGAAACGCAUUUUUUUUAGUAAAAUUGUAUUU